CUUCAACCAUCCUAAUUUAUUUACACUCUUUUCCCACAAUUUACAUGCAUUCCUUUGAUGCCACCGACAAAACCAAACUUUGGCGCAGAGAGUCCUGAGGACAUUAAGGACUUUUUCCCCGAGGACCAGGCAGUAGUACAGGCAUCGACACGGAUCCGCAGAAUUCUAUAUCGCCGGCGGGAAAAGCAAAUCGCACAGUGGUCGCCGGUGCGGCGUUAUCUGCACAUAUUAUUUUACGAGCCGUCGUCCAUGAGAGCGCGCAUAUUUAUUGGCGUGUCGACCGCGGUUGUUUUGCUGUUCCUCAUUGUCUUCAUAAUAGACACGUUCCCGCAAUACCGUGUCCAAUCGCACUGGAGGGACAUAGCGCGGUCAGUCAAUCUGGCCACUGCGCUGUUUUUUGCAGUGGAAUGGGUCUUGCGCCUCUACGCAUUUCAAAGGCCACUGAUGCAUCAUCCCUGGGUUUUAUACUUUACCAAUGACUCGGCAAACUUUCUUGGCAAAGCCAAGUGGCUCCGAGCACUGCAGAUUCUGCGCGUGCUGCGCGUGUUGCGGCUGACAGAGUAUUCGGUGGAGCUCUAUGUGACCAUACGCACGCUGCGCAAGAGCCUGCUGCAGAUAUUGGUGGUCAUGACGAUCAUCAUAAUUUUGCUGCUGACGGCGUGUUUUCUUUUGUUUUUUGCAGAGAACAACAGGCUGGACCCCAGCCCGUAUCAAAAUAUAUUCUACUGUUUGUAUUGGGGAUUCGUAACCAUCACAACCGUUGGUUACGGCGACUACACGCCGGUGUCGCCAUGGGGCCACGUAACAAUGUUCAUGGGGGUCUUUACCAUUGUGUUUCCCACCUCGAUUAUAUCCAACAACUUUGCUGCCGAGUGGGAGGCCUUCCACAAGGCGCAAAAGGUACACGACCAGCGGCUGCUUCUAUAUGAGUACGAGUACAAGAGGCACGAUCUGGCCCGCGUUUGGAAUUAUGCCAACCAGGCUUAUGACAUGGCUGAUAGAAGCGACGAUACUGACAGACUAUCAA
Molecule: messenger RNA, 1027 nt
Organism: Kickxella alabastrina
Lineage: Eukaryota; Fungi; Kickxellomycota; Kickxellomycetes; Kickxellales; Kickxellaceae
Exons: 5
Biological process (GO): potassium ion transmembrane transport
Cellular component (GO): membrane
Molecular function (GO): voltage-gated potassium channel activity
Source: RefSeq, a predicted model, not a curated record